Molecule: messenger RNA, 963 nt
Organism: Penicillium crustosum
Lineage: Eukaryota; Fungi; Ascomycota; Eurotiomycetes; Eurotiales; Aspergillaceae
Product: coiled-coil-helix-coiled-coil-helix domain-containing protein
Exons: 3
Coding region: 127-963 (278 amino acids)
Biological process (GO): protein import into mitochondrial intermembrane space
Cellular component (GO): mitochondrial intermembrane space
Molecular function (GO): protein-disulfide reductase activity
Source: RefSeq, a predicted model, not a curated record
CCUCAGGCCAAAAUCCACAUCGCUUUCCAACUUCUCCAUCCCGCGGUGCCUCGACUCCCCUCCUCUCAAUCCCUUUUUGGAGGAACUCUCGGUCAAUUCGAUUGAUUCCCACACCUCUCACACAUAAUGUUCCGUCCCGCCGCUCGAGCGCUCGCCCGCGCGCCUACUGUCGCAGCCCGUACACCUGCGAACAGACGAUUGAUAAGCACCGGUCCGACAAAGUCGAGAAGCUGGAAGAACACCUUCUUGCGAUUGGGCUUGGCUGGUGGUGCUAUCUACUACUACAAUACGAGCAGUGUUUUCUCCGAGGAGCCGAAGUUCUCUAUUCUUUCUUCGAUCCGGAAACAAACUGGCGAUGAUGCCAACCCCCAGACCCUCGACUCCAUUACUCCCAAGAUUCGCGAAGAACGAGCUGCCGCGCAGUCCCAGAAGAGCGAGUCUGCUGCUUUGGAAGGUGGUCUGAACCCCCAGGAGCUCCAGGAGGAGGCUGGCCAAGAGGCUGCGUUCAACCCGGAGACCGGCGAGAUCAACUGGGACUGCCCUUGUCUUGGAGGCAUGGCCCAUGGGCCUUGCGGAGAGGACUUCAAGGCUGCGUUCAGCUGCUUUGUCUACUCCGAGGAAGAGCCCAAGGGUAUCGACUGCGUUGAUAAGUUCAAGGCAAUGCAAGAUUGCUUCCGCCAACACCCCGAAGUCUACGGCGCCGAGCUGGAGGAUGACGAUGAGCCCCAACCUCAGUCCGAUGCUCCCGCCCCCUCCGAAGCCCCCGCUACCCCCGAAGUUACCUCCACUGCCGCCGAGGUAGAUGCGUCUUCGCACCCCACUGAGAAGCAGACCCGUGCCAAGGAUGUCCACGCCCAGGUGAAGGCCGAAACCGCUGCUGCAGGCGAGAACCCCGAGGGCGAUUCCCUCAUCCCCAAGGCUGCGCAUGACGCCGAGGAGAAGAACGAGGCCAACAAGGCUUAG